This is a messenger RNA of Ricinus communis (castor bean), 1632 nucleotides long. RefSeq lists its product as uncharacterized. Lineage: Eukaryota; Viridiplantae; Streptophyta; Magnoliopsida; Malpighiales; Euphorbiaceae. Bases 450 to 1310 code for a protein of 286 amino acids. The record is from RefSeq and is a predicted model, not a curated record. The transcript has a single exon.
AGUUGCUACUUAUAUUAGUAAUUAAACAUAUAAACAACAGUAAUUAAAAGUGAUUUUACCAAACACAGAUAUUAAUUAGCUAUCAACAAUAGCUUAACUAAACAUACCCUUAGAGAUAAUUUUACAUAUUAUGUUAUAAUGAAAGUAUGAAUUUUAAAAUGAUGAUGAAUAAUAUGCCAAAAAUUUGGAAAUAAAGAGGAGAAAUACCACUGGAGGGAUACAUUUGGUUCAGGCGAUACACUUCCUCAGCUCUUUAUGGUCUGUAUUUUAAUCUUAAGAGAAGGAAAUUAAAAAUAAUAAAAAAAAAGAAAAGCUGCUAAAAUAAUCAUAUAGAAAUACCACUCAUAUUCUUUUUAAUUACAAAAAUAGGCCUUUCGUCUUCUUCAUAGUGUUUAGGCGGGAAGAGUUAGUUAUGCAUCGGAGACACUUCUCUCUCCAUCUCAGUCUAUAUGUAUUAUGUUACUCUAUUGGAAGCAAAAGCCAAAACAAAACAAAAUCAAGGAAACCCCAUUUCAAGAAAAUCUUUCUUUCUCAUGUGUCAACAACUACUCUCUCUUUUCCUCCUCCUCCUCCUCCGUACUACCAGCACCGCCACCCUCACUCCAGCCCUUUCCCCCACCGCUACUCCUCUCCCACCACCCAACACCACUACCACCACCAUUCCUUUACUGCCACUAGCGCCACCCCCAAAAUUCCACCGGCAACAGCAGCUCAACAACAUAAUUGAUGCACUAAUCGGCGCAGGAGAUUUCAACAGCUGGGUGAACAUUCUCUCCGUUGCAGACGCAGCAACUCUCCCUCUCUCCGCCACCCUUUUCAUUCCCGCCGAUGACUCUCCAUCUCCAAUCGCCACCACCAUCACCAUUGACCCUUUCAUUUUCCCUUACCAUAUUGUCCCUCAACGCCUCUCUUUCUCUGAUCUUUGUCAAUUCAAUCUGUCUUCUCGCCUUCCUACAUUACUCUCCUUCAAGUCCAUACUCAUUACUAAUAAUUCGAUCUCCAACUUUACCCUUGAUGACUCUCUUCUUUCUCAUCCUGAUCUUUUUAGUAGUGAUACUAUUGCUGUUCAUGGCAUUGCUACUCUUCUUGAUUACUCUGUCUAUGGUGAUGCUUACCCUAAACCUUCUCAGCCUGAAGUCUUGGCUAGGCCACCGCCUGGUAUGUUUGUGCCUAAGGGGGAGUUGAUUAGCGAUCACAAUGAAUCUAAUACUGCUAAUUGCUUGUGCGUUGAGAUUUCUUGGACUGUUUCCUUGGUGGUGUUUUGUGCUUUUUUAGUGCCAAAGAUUCAAAUAAUCAAUCUUGAUUGUUGAUGCUGAUGGUGAAUCUUGGAUGGGUUUUUUGCUUUUCUGGUGUUUUGUGCUGUUUUUGUGUCAAAGAUUGAGUCUCCGACAUUGAUGGGUCUUAGUAGAAAAUCAAGGUUGAGAUGAUGGUGAUGGUGAAUCUUGGAUGGGUAUUUUGUUUCCUUGGAUUAGGCCAUAUCAUCUUGUAUUAGAGCACCCUUUGUUGUAAAUUCUUUUUUGGUUGUACUUAAAAAUUUUCAGAUUAAUUCCACUAUCAGUUUCUGUUCAUAAACAUUUUGUAUUGCCUUAGGUUUACUGAUGUGCAAUCAGGAAAUAAUAUUCUUGUUGUUAA